AUGUUCCAGAUGGUGGAGCGGACCACUGUGGACAUGAACCACUAUGCCGUAGCAGAAUUUGUUGGACGGGCACUGUAUGGAAUCUUUACCAUUAUCAUGGUGAUUGUCCUACUCAACAUGCUUAUUGCCAUGAUCACCAAUUCCUUCCAGAAGAUCGAGGUGAGAGUUGUGCCCCAGUGUGAGAGAUAA
This is a messenger RNA of Staurois parvus, 189 nucleotides long. NCBI's taxonomy places the organism in Eukaryota, Metazoa, Chordata, Amphibia, Anura, Ranidae. The record is from the annotation of a GenBank genome assembly.